AUGACCCCUCGACGGUUUUGCCGACACCCUGCAGUCGUCAAUCGUGUGAAACAACUCUGUCCGGAUGAAGAGGAGCCGACGCUCACUCAUGUCCACCCAUCCUUGGCCAACUUGGACCACAUAGCGUCGUACAUUCACACAGAAAUCAAGGUCUGUCUCCCCAAUGGGACCGGAUGGGAUGGUGUUCAGCACAUGAAAUCCAAACAAGACGAGGAAGGGAGCACGCCCUAUAUUCGUGAGAUGAAGGAAAUAUCUUGGCAAAGACUCAAAUAUGGCGGGGACCACAUCGAUGACAGUGAAGACGAGGAUGGCUCUCUUGAAGGGUUAGACGACGACUGUUUCAAGCUGAUCGUGUGCAUGCUGCCGCAACGCAGUGAAGACUUUCUGAAGGCAAAGUACAUCCAAAGCGACAUUUCUUUCAAGUGCAUUCCGGGCUGGAAGGAAUUUGAAUUGGUCAGUGUGGACCAUGAGACGAGCCAAGUGGUGGUCCUCUGCAGAGCUUUCAUGAACUCACAGUCCGCACGCGCUCAUCAAGUGUUGUUCGUGACUAUCAGGCCAAAGGCUUGGGCUUCCAUCUUCAAGACGUCGCUCGAGAGACCUUACGAACACAUUCACAGAUUGUAUCGUGUAUGUACAGCACAUAUCACUCGUGGGAUCACGAGUUCGGGUGUACAAGACUAUGCAGUUAAAGACAAAAUGCACAGUCUGGUGUGUAUUCGACAUCCGAAUUGGGAUGAAACCCUGGCCUACAUAGAAAGAGAGGGUGGGGUAUCUGGUCGUAAUUGGCUUUUUAAUAAAAUACACUCCAAAUUUGCUAUGCAAGGGAUGUGCUGGGAAAGGAGCUUCGUUCCAUUGAACAUUUGGCAAGCAGGCGACGCUACGACAAACGCAGUCGAAAUGUCGCAUAUAGAUAUCUAUCGGGAGGGCAUGCCGUGCUCCCUCAUUGGCGGUAUCUCUCGUGCUCGAUACUACGAUAAGAUGCGCCUUCAGACCCAUCGCGUCUCACAAAAGACUGGAGUGAAGGCUGCCUACAGACCUACCACGACCGUCGUUUCAGUCGUCCGAAAAUAUAAGCGCACUGUUAUACAGCGGACACGCAAGUUCAAUGUGGCUGACAAGCAUAUCAUUGAGCAGAAUGAGCGGCUGCACCUCGAGGCCGGUGUAGAGGCUGUCCAAGACGUCGAAUCCUCGUCUGAGAGCGAAGACAGCUUCAUUGUCGAGGAAGAAUACUCAGACGACGCUGCCGAGUCGGAGGCCGCCAACUUGUCUCCUGUUCCUUCCACACAUGUACCAAAGGAAGAUCAGGCAUGGAACGGCUUGCUGGUGAGAGCAAAGGUGCAUGCCAGGGUGAGGGAAACCACGCUGGUCGAUGAGGAAAGCUACGAUUUCCGAUUGUUCGAUGACGCUCCCGAACUUUGGGUUCUAUCAUGCAUGCCUGGUUGGGAAGACAUCGUCGUCUUUCACAUUGGCCGAAAUGCGCGAUCGGAGCACGGUAUCAAAGCUGCCUUUAUCAUGCCUCACCUCGGCAAACAAGUCUGGCUUGAGGCGGAAAUGUCGUCGGCACUCAAGGCCUGGCUUGUUGAUAUCCCAGGCAUGGCACGGCGAAACCAGCAAGUCCAACUCCACACGGUUUCCCCAGACAUGAGCCUGCGUGCCCUAUGGUCGGCCUCAUCGUCGCCUCCCAUGGUGAAUGGAGCAUGGGUCAAAGUUCAUCAUGGCCGGUUCAAAGGCGAGGUGGGGAUGGUGGCUAAGGUGUAUCCUUGGGGUUGCAAGGUCUUGUUGGUACCCAAACUAGAUCCCAGCCCUCGGGAAGAAUCGAAGAACAAACGACGACGGCUUCAAAAUUCAGACUUGGCCCCAAAACUCUUCGACCAUGCAACUUUCAACGCAUCAAUAAUUGGAGAGUCGCGUUAUCGCUUUCAGGGCUUGGUGUACGAGCAUGACCUUCUCGCUCGCCGCCUCUCCUUCUCCCAGAUUGCGAUUGCCAGCGAGAUCAGCAACCAAAUAUUCACACUUUUUGGUCUAUCGCGACAUCCUCAACUCCGUAGGCACUUACAAGGGCAUCCAAGAAUCUCUGAAUGGUGCUUUCAGGUUGGAGAAAAGGUGACUCAAGUAGGGAUGGGUCGAGCUGGAAUCAUCCAUACUGUCGGCAAAGACGGCUUGGAGGUUCAAUUCGCAGAAGGAGUAUUCCCAGUCCGAUGGGCUGACAUUCGCAAAGAGUUCGAAGUGGGACAGUACGUCCAGAUCACAGAGGGUGCACCUGCAGAAAGAUGGUGUGGAUGGAUACACGCAUUCGAGGGGAGCCUUUUACAGUUGAUUUCCGGCUCCAACAGUCGUGAAAUUCAGAGCGUACACCCAAACACUGUCAUCGCCGACAGUCCGCCCCACAGUGGAAUGAGCUCCACUUCAUCGACCCAAUCCUCGAUUCCCGCAUCGACGCCUGUCAUACCAUGGAAAGGGACGAGAGUUUUGGUGAUUGCACAAGGCCAUCCCUGGCGUACGAAGACCGCAGACGUAAUGGACGUCAACAUCAUGACAGAUCCGCGUUAUCCUGAACCAAUCUUACAGAUAUUGGUUCAGCUUGCUCACUACGAUGCCAAUGCUCCUUUCCUGUCUCGCUGGUUCCCCUACCUCGAUAUAAUCGAAGCCGACUCAUGGCUGCCUCUCAAUGAGGCACAACCAUUAUCAGACGCCCAUAGUUUCUUUCGUACCUGGGUGCCUCAUACCAACAUCUUGCAGGAGAAGGGGAGGCGUAUUCCUCCGGAACCCAUCGUGGUGGAAGAGCCCGGCAAUGCUACUCCCAGGCCUGAUCCCACCGAACGAUGUUUCUCUCCAGCCUGGGAUCCAUCUUCCCCCGAUCCCAUCCACUGGUGCCUUGAUCCACAGCUCAUUGGUAUGAGGUUCCGUGUACAAUACAACGGGCGCCAAAUUGCCGCCUCGGUGAGAUGUGAAAAAGAUGGAAAGAUGAAUUGCAUCAGGGUCGAUACACCGUUGAAAGAAGUUCUCGACCCCACCAGAGUACUUCCGAUUCAUCCAAAGGCACGACAUUAUGACAUGUUUCUGGUAAUCUCAGGCGAGCAUCGUGGAAAAUGGGUUAGGAGCAUCCAAUUCACGAAGCGCUCGCCCAGUGAUAGCACGGAUCUGGAUUGGAAUGUGGCUGUGGUGAUACCGCGAGCUCCCUUCCUUGAGGACGAAGUAACGGAUGACAGGAUUGUUUUGCAUAGCUCCAUGAUGACCCUUGCAGCAGAGACAGACGAUUCCAAGCGAUUGAAUUUGAAUGUGAAAAAGUGGCUACGACAGCCUGCGUGGGACUAUUGA
This is a messenger RNA of Desarmillaria tabescens, 3318 nucleotides long. RefSeq lists its product as uncharacterized. The transcript is spliced from 12 exons. Bases 1 to 3318 code for a protein of 1105 amino acids. NCBI's taxonomy places the organism in Eukaryota, Fungi, Basidiomycota, Agaricomycetes, Agaricales, Physalacriaceae. Gene Ontology annotation, biological process: DNA-templated transcription elongation. The record is from RefSeq and is a predicted model, not a curated record.